AUGUCAAUUCAAUCACGCGUUUCCGAGCUUCGCUUUGUGGUCUCUGCAGAUUGCACAAUUCUGCAAGACUCCACGGAUCCCGAAUUCCGAGAGUAUUGUAAGCGAUGGACUGAUAUCGACCGCAAGAUACCAGCGGCCAUAGUAUUGCCACGAAGGGAGAAAGACAUUCAAAACAUCGUUCAAUGGGCCGUGGAAUCAUCGAUUCCCUUUGUCACGAAGAGUGGUGGAUGUAGUGAAUGGUCAACGAUCGGAGACGAUGGCUUCAUCAUCGACCUUACACUUUACUCAUCGGUCGAAGUCAAUGCUGAAGCUCGUACUGCAACAAUCAAAGGAGGUGUCGUACAGAAGGAAGUUGCUUUGCGUCUUGCCGAGCAAGGCUUGUUCACGGCACUGGGAAAUGGGAACGUCGUCGGCGUGACCGGCUUCGCGCUUGGAGGAGGCUCAUCCAUUACGAACUCAAUCACUGGGUUCGGAUCCGACCAGAUCAUCUCCGCGCGUUUGGUCAGCGCCAAAGGGGAGCUUUUGGAUAUCACAAAAGUCUCACAACCUGAUCUGCUCUGGGCCAUCCGCGGAGCUGGCCACUUCUUCGGCCUCAUAACGGAAGUAGUCAUCAAGGCGUAUCCUUUGUCUCUACUUGGGAGUGAAAAUGGUACUAUCUGGGUUGGCGCAUUUGUGUUCCCAUUGUCACGAGCCGAGGAGGUAGCCAAUGCUAUGAAGAUCUUGAUGGACGACGAUCAUUACGCGACAUCCGGCUUGAUGAUGGUCAUGGCGCCCCCUCCAACAAGGACACCUUCGCUCGUGGUAUCCGCUCGAUAUAUUGGAGAGCCUGCGAAAGCCAAGGAGGCUUACGCACCAUUGUAUGGCCUGAAGCCACUCGUGGCCAACGGUUCGCAGGUGCCAAUCCAAAACACAAGUGAUGGCCGUGAAGCAAUAGGUGCUAAAGGAGAUUUCAAGCAUUUUGGUAUUGUUGGUCUUCGUCGCUUUGAUAGUGCUCGGUUCUUGCAGAGUAUCGAGAAGUGGAAAGAGCUCGUUUCCGAAUGUCCUGAUGCCAUCAAUACUGCAUUCAAUUUCCAGUGGGACUCGAGACCAGUCAAGAAGCCCGACUUCGAAUCAGCGAUGUGCCUGCACGAUACUCGAUACUGGCAGUAA
This is a messenger RNA of Bacidia gigantensis, 1149 nucleotides long. RefSeq lists its product as uncharacterized. Bases 1 to 1149 code for a protein of 382 amino acids. NCBI's taxonomy places the organism in Eukaryota, Fungi, Ascomycota, Lecanoromycetes, Lecanorales, Ramalinaceae. The transcript has 2 exons. Gene Ontology annotation, molecular function: FAD binding. The record is from RefSeq and is a predicted model, not a curated record.